AUGCCGAGCAAUCAUAGCUCUCUUUUAUGGGACAAAUGUUCCAUGUAUUUCACGCUCAAGAAUUUAUACAAAUUACCAACCGCUGUCAGUAAUCAACCAACAGAAACAACCAAUGGCCAACAUCCACCAACCACUCUAAAACAAUCACCUCAACACAAUCUCGAUACAUCAAAAAACAACAAAAACAAUCGAAAAUCACAUCUCAUUCAAGAUUUUAACUUUCCAAAAUCAUUCCAGGAACAAGUCGUAUUGACAUCAUCAUCACCCGAAAAGCGAAAAUCAUGGUUCAAACGAGAAGGAGGAGGAAAUUCAGAAAAUUCUUCGCUGAGUGUGACAGUGAAUGAAAGUGUUCACACUCCUUCUUCAAGCACUCAUUCGAAAUCACUCAUUCAUACAAGACAAACAUUUAAGCCAUCUUCGUCACCAUUAAGACGAACAGAACCAGCAACAGAAAUGGAGAAUAAGAGACGAUCGAUUUUUGGAAAAUUGUUUUGGAAUAAUGGAUCUUCCUCAUCGGAGUCAUUAUCGACGAGGAGAAGUGUUUCAUCUCAUGGAUCGCUAAACAUUUCUGCCAACUCGGUGACAAGUUCGAUCUCAAAAACUUCAAAAUCGAGUCGCCUUACCAAUGAACCCUUAUCGAUAGAAUCAUCCAAAAAGACAAAAUAUACAAAAGCUAAACUCCUAAUUCUGAUAUUUAUUCGAGGGAGUUGGUGUGAAGAAUGUGUGAAUUAUUUACAACAGCUUGACAAAAUUGUAUAUGAAAAAUUAACACAAGAAUUUAGAGGAAAUAUUGCUGCUGUUGUUUCUCAAACACCACAACAAGCUAGUGAUCUUAAAAAACAACUCAAUCUAAGAUUUGAAGUCGUGAGUGACGAAAAGAUGAUUCUAGCAGAAAAAUAUGGAAUGAAUUGCAUUUUAAAAGGUUCUAUUGUUUAUAAAAAGAUGGAAGCCAUGUAUAAAUCUAGAUACAUGACAAAAACUGGAAGAAAUAUUUCAGAUUACAUGUUUGAAAUUGUAGAGUUUAUUGACAAAAAAAAGAAGAGUGGAACAAAGAAAAGCAACAGAUUGGAUCCAUCAGAGAAUAAUCGAUUAUCAAAAAGUCGUUCAUCUGGUAAGAAGCUUCGACAAGAUAAUAAUGCUGUCAUUUCUGAUUUGAGUGAUGUCACAUUUGUGAUCAGUGAUGAUGACAAUGACGACGAAGAGAAUAUGACGAAUAGAAGUGGCAAUGGACGAAGAGUACAAAGUGCCAAACCUCAAACUCGAAACAUUGAAAUUGAUGAACAAACAAUUAUUGAAUUUUUUGAAUCUAAAUGGCGAGAAUUAUUUAAUGAAGAUAACAAAUUCAACACUGGUUUCACACAACCAGGAGCAAUUAUUCUUAAUCACAAAAAGAAGGAAAUUUAUUCAUGGAAAGAUGGUUAUUCUCUCACUCAACAACAAGAACACAUUCAACAGCUCAUCAUGCAACAAGAAUUAUUGAAACAACAAGAAGAGCAAAAGAAAAAGGAAAUUGACAAUUUCUUACUCGAAUGGGAUUUCAAUCAAUGGUUGACAGAAACUCCUCUCAAUGUUUCAGCUUUUGAUGGAAAUGAUCAUUCCUCAUCAGUACUGACAGCAUCAAAUGACAAUCAUGGACUCUCAGAUGAUCUUAAGAAGGCCUAUCGAAAAACCAUUUCCAUUGCUUUUCAUUCAAACUCGUCACCCAAGAAAUCCUCACCCUCACCUCACAUGAAACAUCUUCAAAAAGUUUCAGAAUCCUUUGCAGGAACAUUUUCUCCAAAAACUUCACUCAGCAAAUCCCCUCCGCCGACAUCUCAAAGCCCACUUUCUCCCCAAUCGAAUAAUAAUCGAGAUAGUCUUAGCAUGAACGAUGAUAUUCUGUCACAAUUUACUUCUGGAUCAAUAUUUGAUAGUGUCAAUGUUGCUCAGGCCUCCAAACAACUAGUGAUCGAAGAAGGAAAUGAACAAAAACUUUCAACUUCUCAAUCUCGACUCUCGAAGCGAAGACCAAGCUCUGAUCCACUCAAAUCAUUUGUGAAAGAAGAACUUGAGAAGCAAGAGAAGCAGUACAACAUGAAACAGAUACGAAAGAAUGCAGGACAUUUGAGUAUUAAUUUUUCUAGUACGAAUGGAAGGAGUAGUAAUUUACUGAUCGAUCGCUCAUUCGUUAAGGAAAGAAUUCCUCCCAAACAUUUGCUCACCAUUGCAGAGUACUAUGCAUCGCUCGAGUCAAAUCAAAACUAA
This is a messenger RNA of Naegleria fowleri, 2244 nucleotides long. RefSeq lists its product as uncharacterized. The transcript has a single exon. Gene Ontology annotation, molecular function: antioxidant activity; oxidoreductase activity. The coding region runs from base 1 to 2244 and encodes 747 amino acids. The record is from RefSeq and is a predicted model, not a curated record. NCBI's taxonomy places the organism in Eukaryota, Heterolobosea, Eutetramitea, Acrasida, Naegleriidae.